UUCCGGUAGUGUUAAAGUUUACAUUGUGACGUAUGUCAUGUGAAUGAACAUCGUUGCAAAUUACACCUCCAAUAACAACAACAACGACAACAACGAUAACGAUGACAGCUUUCGAUGAUAACAGCAAUGGUAGGGAAAACAGAAAGGGAUUCACCGCCGGAUUACCGCCACAUUCACUAUCAUCCGUUUCUUUUGUCUGUAAAUAUUUAACGUAAUUUUUUAUUCCUGUGGCAGAAACAUUUUUACAAGGAACAUGACAUAACAACGAACACCACACAGUACCUCGCAACUUCAACACUAGGUACCUUUCGCUCUCACACGUCCAAAUAUAUAAUAUAUAUGCGUAUAAUAUAUUUUAUAUUUAUGUGUACCAAUAACACAUAUCUCUGAUAGUCCAACGUAAAGCACAUGACAGCACUCAGUCACGCACUUUAUAAAUAGAUAUCUAUAUACACGAGCAAUUAAAACACAUAUACACACACACAUAUAGGCACUUAACGCACUCACAAGACACGUAUAUACAUAAGCAAUUAACGUACUCUCACACACAUACAGAUACUCAUCUAAAUAACAUCUAAGUUAUACGUAUUUUAUACAUACAUACAUACGAGUAGGUUAGACAGAUACUUAAUUAUAACUAGCCUAAUUGUCUCUUGUUCCUAUAUGAACAAAUAAUAAUUAUUAUUAUUGUUAUUAUGACCCAUUUAUGGUCAAAUCAAUAUAUGAGAGAGAACCGUCCCAGCACGUCUAAACAAUAUCUUGACAAACGGAUUGACAGACAAACAGAAGAUACACAAGGAAGAACGGUCUUGAAGAAAAAUUAAACAUGUGUUAUUGUGUAUCAAUUUAAUUGAUUGAUUUGUUAACAAGUUCGUUAAAUUGUAUAAUUUAAUCAUCUACCCCGAUCACAGACAGUUAUUGUGGCACAUAUUAAAACGGCUAUAAACAACGAAAAUGCCUCCCCAAAGCUUCUGUAACGCUAACAUGUAUAAUGUCAUAAUUUUGGGGUUAGCCUUCAUGUUCAUCUUCACAGCAUUCCAGACCACGUCCAUGGUUCAGAAAACCGUUCUUCACAGUGCUUCAAACACCACAAAGCAAGGCGAUGGUUACGUAAGUCUUGGUGUUAUUUACACAACGUUCGCCCUCUGUAACUGGAUCGCUCCUGUUAUUAUAUUCUUGUGUGGCACCAAGAUCUCAAUGAUAGUGGGUGGUGUCACAUAUCUACUGUUUAUCUUGUCUUUCCUGAAACCAAUAUAUUGGACUCUCUAUUUUGGAUCCGUCCUGAUAGGAUUUGGAGCAGCAGUUAUUUGGACAGCACAAGGGGCAUUUCUCACCAACAACUCUAACUCAGAGACAAUGUCUAGGAACAGUGGAAUAUUUUGGGCUCUUUUACAGUGCAGUUUAUUAUGGGGUAACAUCUACACUUAUUUCACCUUCCAAGGAAAAGAAGUCAUCAGUGACCAAAUGCGAUUACAGUUAUUCGCUGGUCUCAGUGGCGCCUGUGGACUUGGUGUCCUUCUCUUAUUUAUUCUCAGAUCAAAAGUUCCACCUCCACCAUUAUCCACUGAUGAACCUUCCAUGGAUAAGCUUGACUGCAGCCCUGCGAAUAUUGCGGGUGUCAAAAGUACAUUCUUGAGGGCAUUUCAAUUGUUCAAGAAUAAGGAUAUGCUACUGCUUCUCUUACCAUUUGUGUACACAGGAAUCGAACUGACAUUUUUCUCUGGUAUAUACGGCACAUGUCUUGCUAAUAACAAACACUUUGGGGAUAAGGCUAAAGGAUUGAUUGGAAUAUCAGGAAUGGUUAUUGGCCUUGGUGAAAUCCUCGGUGGUGGUAUUUUUGGUAUUUUCGGAAAAUGGACUCAGCGUUAUGGCAAAGACCCUUUCAUAUUGUUGGGAUAUGUGGUUCAUGUAACAGCAUGUUUCCUUGCUUUUAUAAAUUUACCACAUGACUCUGCACAAGUAGAAUCGGAUUAUCCUACAUAUUUUCCAUCAAGUAUUGCUGUAGCGUUAGUCUGUAGCUUUUUACUUGGAUUUGGUGAUAGCAUUUUUAAUACUCAGAUAUUCGCUAUAUUAGGAACUGUAUUCCCAGAAGAUGGAGCUCCUGCUUUUGCAUUGUACAAGUUCGCUCAGUCAAUGGCAGCGGCCAUCUCCUUCAUGUACAGUAUAGCACUUCCACUCCAAUGGCAGUUACUCAUCAUGGUCAUCUUAGGCACAUUUGCUUCCCUCUCGUUUUUCACACUGGAAUGGACUAUAUUUGGAAGACUACCUCUUAAAAAAUACCAUUGCUACUACCACUGCCUCAUCCACCACCACCACCACCUUCAUCACUACCACGACCACCACUUCCUCCUCUUCCUCUUCCAACGACCCAGAAUAUAUCCCACUAAGAAAAAUUGCUUGAAGUACAGCUACCAUGUUAUUCACCCUUUAAGGUAUUAUAAAAUCUUAAAACAAAAUGAUGAUAAUAGUGAAGCUGGUGAUAGAGGUGACCAUGGUAAUGAAAACGAUGACAUUGAUGAUGUUGAAGAUGAUGAUGAUGAAGAUGACGUUUAUGAUGUAAACCAACAAGACCAACUAAUUAAUGGACAUGAAAAUUAAUGAAAUGAUUAACUAAUCAAACAAUGAAACAAUAUUAUGAAAACUUGGUGGUGAAGUUGUUUUUGUAUGAUUUCAAAUACGUGUAAAAAGCCUGAUCACUCUUCAAUUAAAAUCAUUAAUAAUCUACAGUAAAGACAUGAACACCAGAGAUUCACUCUGGCUGUACUUUAUAAAUAUGUGACUUUUACGACAAAACAUGAACUCAUUCAAAAUGACUGAGGGGAACAAGAACAAAAAAAAAGCAAAAAGCGAUAAAAAAAACAAUAAAUUAAAGAAAGACUGGAAAG
This is a messenger RNA of Octopus sinensis (East Asian common octopus), 2885 nucleotides long. Its product is annotated as UNC93-like protein MFSD11. The record is from RefSeq and is a predicted model, not a curated record. The transcript is spliced from 15 exons. NCBI's taxonomy places the organism in Eukaryota, Metazoa, Mollusca, Cephalopoda, Octopoda, Octopodidae. The coding region runs from base 955 to 2598 and encodes 547 amino acids.